GGUAUCUGGCUGCCUUUCUCACGUUUCCUCUCUCUCACAGUUCAACGCCACCGAAGACCUUCCUGUCGCCACUACCACCACCUCGACGCGCCUCUGCUUCGAGCAGAGCUGUACGCUUCGUUUCUCUGACCAGUCCUCCGCGACGAUCGGCCGUCGAUUCGAGUAGCUCCGCCGCGAUCGCGAACGGAGAGAUGGGGGAUCAAUUGGCGAGAGGGGACGAGUACGAGAAGAAAGCGGAGAAGAAGCUGAACGGCUGGGGGCUGUUCGGCUCCAAGUACGAGGACGCCGCCGAUCUCUUCGACAAAGCCGCCAAUUGCUUCAAGCUCGCCAAAUCCUGGGACAGAGCUGGAUCAACUUAUAUAAAGUUAGCAAAUUGUCACUUAAAGUGUGAAAGCAAGCAUGAAGCUGCCUCCUCUUAUGUUGAUGCUGCCAAUUGCUACAAGAAAACAUCCUCCAAGGAGGCUAUAACUUGCUUGGAGCAGGCUGUGAAUUUGUUCAUGGACAUAGGGAGGCUCAAUAUGGCUGCGAGAUAUUACAAGGAUAUUGGUGAGUUAUAUGAGUCUGACCAGAACCUUGAACGUGCUGUUGACAAUUUUGAGAGGGCAGCUGAGCUCUUUGAAAGUGAAGAAGUGACCACGUCUGCCAACCAAUGCAAGCAGAAGGUUGCACAGUUUGCAGCUCAACUAGAGCAAUAUCAGAAAGCUAUUGAGAUUUAUGAGGAGAUAGCACGUCAUUCUCUGAAUAAUAACUUACUGAAGUAUGGAGUGAAAGGACAUCUGCUAAAUGCUGGCCUUUGCCAACUCUGCAAGGGCGAUAUAGUUGCAAUAUCAAAUGCACUGGAACGCUAUCAGGAACUAGAUCCAACUUUCUCGGGAACACGUGAAUGCAGAUUACUAAAGGAUAUCGCUGAUGCAAUUGAUGAAGAAGAUGUCGUGAAGUUUACUGACGUUGUGAAGGAGUUUGACGGCAUGACUCCUUUGGAUUCAUGGAAAACAACUCUUCUGCUGAGGGUAAAGGAAAAGCUGAAGGCCAAGGAAUUAGAGGAGGAUGAUCUCACAUGAUUCUUCCAUGUUACUUUCUUUGAUAGCUGUCCAUUUUAACUGUUCGAGUGUGUGGUCUGUCUGUGUCGAUUAUAACGUUGAGAUUGCUUGGCUUUCUUGAUGUUUUCUUUUACUCUUGGGGGCUUGGAUUUGCAAAUAUGUGCUUGAUAACUCUUAAGUACUAAUGACUUUCGAAUAAUAUUGACUUCUACAUAGUAAA
Molecule: messenger RNA, 1260 nt
Organism: Syzygium oleosum
Lineage: Eukaryota; Viridiplantae; Streptophyta; Magnoliopsida; Myrtales; Myrtaceae
Product: alpha-soluble NSF attachment protein 2
Exons: 9
Coding region: 192-1061 (289 amino acids)
Biological process (GO): intracellular protein transport; SNARE complex disassembly
Cellular component (GO): SNARE complex; vacuolar membrane
Molecular function (GO): syntaxin binding; soluble NSF attachment protein activity
Source: RefSeq, a predicted model, not a curated record